AUGAGUCUAACGUGCUUCAUUGAGAAGCUCGAUAAUAAGAAUGCCGAGGCUAACCGCCUUCAGACAGAGCUCGAAGCGCUAAAAAACGCUAAGCCGGCGAUCAGCAAAGCACCCGUCUCCAGACCGACUUACUCCGAAAAGGCAGCAAGCGCACCGAAAGUUACGGCUGCCAAUGCGCCCAAAUCUAGCAAGGCUGCGGAGAAAAAACAGCUGGAAAAAAGCAGGAACACCAAAGCCACGACGCGCUUCAUGGUCGAAAUACCGAGCUCACGGUGGCAAGUGCCAAAACCUGAAUCCGGGAAACGGUUAAGACCAGGCUAA
This is a messenger RNA of Macrosiphum euphorbiae (potato aphid), 321 nucleotides long. The record is from the annotation of a GenBank genome assembly. NCBI's taxonomy places the organism in Eukaryota, Metazoa, Arthropoda, Insecta, Hemiptera, Aphididae.